AUGUUAGUUGUAAAUCGAUGUUCUGAUGAAGUUCGAUCAAGGACAGAAGUUCAGGAGAAUCCAAGACCUUAUGCGGGUAAAACUUUGGCAUUUAUAUUGCCGUUAGUUGAACGUUUACAAAAUGAGGGUGUAGGUCGUGAGCGUGAUCGUCAACCACGUGCAUUGAUUAUGGGACCAGUAAGGGAAUUCGUCAAAGAAAUUAGUGAUCAUAUUCAUUCAAUUAAUUCUGAUCUAUCAGUUGCUACGAUUUACGGCGAUGAAAAAUAUGAAGAUCAAGGAUCAAGUAGCAUAGUCAAUAACCUACGUCUUCACAGAUUUCUGAGGGUCUCAUAG
This is a messenger RNA of Didymodactylos carnosus, 333 nucleotides long. The record is from the annotation of a GenBank genome assembly. Lineage: Eukaryota; Metazoa; Rotifera; Eurotatoria; Philodinida; Philodinidae.